CAAGACGUGAAUGUAAAUGUGUUAAAUACAAUUACUACACAUUCGUUGCUCAGUUGUUCCAGUUGGUGUUGUGAUCUCAUAGCCAGUUCGCUCACUUACUCCGUGACUACAAGAGCCUGUACAUGUUUUAAUGAAACUUCAAUGACAUUUACAGAGGACCCGUCGAAGGCAUCAGGAUUUUACUGCGGUCAACGGAAAAAUGGCCUUCAGAUCUCCGCAGACAGCAAGUUUGUUCGACGUCACGUGAUGCCAGAACGACAAGAUUGUCAAUCGUUGUACGAGGAAGGCUUUACUUCUGACGGUGUAUACACGAUACGGCCGCCGGAAGGGGCGGCAACGGACGCCUGGUGUGACAUGGAACACGGUGGAUGGACGGUCAUCUCAAGGCGACUGGACGGUAGAGAGGACUUUAACCGCGGAUGGAAUCAAUAUGUAGCAGGGUUCGGAACACGUACAGGCGAGUACUGGCUUGGCCUGGAAAGCAUACACCUGCUUACACUCCUGAACACAUCAGUGAAAAUCUACGUUGAAUCAUUUGGCGAUGUCUCGCCGACAUCUGUCAAUGCACAGUACAGCAAGUUUGUCGUCAACGAUGUUUUCACCAACUACCGCCUAGAGAUAGACGGAUUCAUAGGCGACUGUGGCGAUAGCAUGGCUAUUCACAACAACAUGCAGUUUACUACAUUUGAUAACGAUAAUGACAAAUACUCUGGCAACUGUGCUGUUUUGUACCCCGGAGGGUAUUGGUACAAAUCAUGUCAUUAUGCUAAUCCAAACGGAUUGUAUCUAGGUGGGGCCACUGACCAGUUUGGGAAAGGGAUGUCUUGGUUCGAAUGCUGGGGACAUUACUAUUCACCCAAGAUAUACGUUUACAAACUCAAAAGGAACUAA
This is a messenger RNA of Mya arenaria, 891 nucleotides long. Its product is annotated as microfibril-associated glycoprotein 4-like. NCBI's taxonomy places the organism in Eukaryota, Metazoa, Mollusca, Bivalvia, Myida, Myidae. The record is from RefSeq and is a predicted model, not a curated record. The transcript has 3 exons. The coding region runs from base 142 to 891 and encodes 249 amino acids.